AUGGAGCCUUCUCUGGAUAAGGCGAUGCUUGGUAUGACUCUGGAAGAGGAUGAAGAGCCUUAUACCAUUCCUGACCGUCCAGAUUUCUAUUCUACGGAGAGAAAUAUUUUGAGUUUGGUGGGACGUCUUCUCAACCCUCAUUGUCAAGGUAUGAAGGAUCUGAUCCUAGACAUGCCAAGGAAGUGGCAACUAUAUGACAGGGUUAGAGGAGUAGCCCUUUCUAAAGACAGGUUUCAGUUUAUCUUCAAGUAUGAACAUGACUUGAUAGAUAUUUUGAACAGAGGAGUUCACACUUCUAACAAGUGGUCGCUAGCGAUGGAAAGAUGGGUCGAGAGACCUCCGCCUGAUUUCUUGCAGUUCAUUGAGGUCUGGGUCCAAAUGAGGAACAUACCGGUUAACCACUAUACGAAGGCGGCGCUUACUGACCUUGCAGAGUUUGCUGGUCAAGUCAUCGAAGUUGCUUUCGAUCCAAACAAACCGCAGACCAAUGAUUAUAUAAGAGCUAAAGUCAAGUUUGAUGUCUCCAAGCCUCUCAGACGGUUUAAAACUGUUAAUGCUCCUGGUGGGGAGGUUGUGAAAAUCUUGUAUGAUUAUGAGAGACUUCAAAAGAGAUGCUACACUUGCCAAAGAUUGACGCAUGAACAGAGUUCCUGCCAUUUCUUCCAAGCUGCCAAGGCUGCUGCUUUGCUCAAAGAAAAAGGUUCAGUUUGUCUUCAGAAGCCUUUGAUUGAGAAAACUAUUAGAGAGGAUGAUCCUCUGUUUGGAGUGGUUCUGGAAUCUCAAGUUGGUAUUAAUCCUCAGAAUGGAAAGCCAAAAAUUGCGGAGGAAGUGUUAGAAGGAAUGAGACAGUACUUGGUGGAUGCUGAAGGAGCUGAGAAAAUGGCAAGAAAAGAAAGAAUCAAGUGGUCCCUAAAAGAAGUGGAGCAGGAUCCGAUCGCUCAGAAAAGCUUUCUCAGGCUUGAACCGGCUCCUAUCUUCACCUCUGACCUUGACAAGGGCAAAGGCAUUGUUUUUGAUUUCCAGAGCCAAAAAGAACUCCCAAAAGAUGUGAUUUCUCAUGGAGGAAGUAAGCUUAUGGCCUCUGCCAUUAGAGCUGGUAAUGCGAUGUCUUUGGAACCUAGAAACAUGGGUAUGAUGUCUGAUACUGCUGCCUUUUCUGAUUCUGCUACUGGUAGUUGGAAUCCUAGAGGUCCUACGGGUUAUAACAUUGGCAUCUCUGAUGCUUGUUCUUCCGGGACCAAAGGGAGGAAAACUUACCAAAGGAGGAGACCGGGUUCUUUUGUCAGAAAGGCUAGGGGAAAAUAUUUUAAGGCUGAAGCUUCUAGAGAAGGGAAGAUGAAAGAUAAAGCUCCAGCCGUUGCAGAGAAAAGGAAAAGUUCGAAUGAUGUGGAGACAUCUCAAUACUCACCAAGGUCUAAGAAACCAGCGGUGGUCCCAAAUGAGGGACCGCCCAAUCUCUAA
Molecule: messenger RNA, 1461 nt
Organism: Brassica napus (rape)
Lineage: Eukaryota; Viridiplantae; Streptophyta; Magnoliopsida; Brassicales; Brassicaceae
Exons: 1
Coding region: 1-1461 (486 amino acids)
Source: RefSeq, a predicted model, not a curated record